GGUUCCCGGUUAUUGGUACUCCGUUUCUAACAUUAACUCGUUUCGCCUAGUGUAAUUUCAAGAUUAAAUACUAAACUGCGGUUUAAGGUUGCUAGCUUUGUUACACAAAUCGAAAAAAUGUAAACAUUUUUUCCGCUACUUUAUUUUACAAAAUAAAAUGAGAAGAUGCUAAGUUACAUCUAAAGCUACAAAUCUGUAACAAACGAAUAAGGAAAAAAUCUUCAGUAUGGCUGCCAUGCUGAAGAGUGCAGCUGUUGGGACGAACAAAGGUCCUCCUAGUUCAUUCUAUGCCACGGAUAAGUCUAAGCCUAACCCAGUGCUACAGACCCUAGAGCAGGAGAUCAAUGUCUAUGUGGCCUACAUGAGGAAACGUACAGCUCCUGGCUAUAAGCCUAGCAAAGAUGAGGCCUCUUCAAGGGGAGCUGACAUCUUGUUUGAACUGUGGAACAAGUACCAACCUAGGCUACCACAGAUCUACUAUGAGAAGAAACUCCUAGAGAUGGGAGACUUCCUUGUCUCUGUCAAGGAAUACAACCUUGCGUUGUUCCAAUGCUAUGGGAGGUAUCUGAAACAUUUUGGAGACAUAAAUGUUGAAGCCAUCACUGAUGUGAACACAUUCAAAUCUGUAUUCUUCCCAGAUGGCUUUGAUUCCGAAAAUGCUGGAUUUACUUUUCGAGCAUUAAUGGGACUCAGUAGUUGCCGAUACCAAACAGUGAAAAUGGGUGACCCUAAGCUCCAGAACACCGAGAGUGUUGACAAGUGUAUCCGCCUGCUCUCGUUUCUACGUCUUGUGACUCAGGUCAUCCUGCCUAAAGAAUCACUAUCCUGGCUCGUUUACAAUGGCACCAUCCACAUCUACAGUGUAUCAAGACAUCUGAUGUGUCUUGGCCACUCAGCAAGGGUGUUGGAGUACCUACUCUGGGCCUGUAUGUGCAUGGAGGGUUCUGUUCCCUUACUGCAAGUAAAGUAUCUAACAUGGAGGUCAACCCUCUACACUGCAGUAUGUCAGGCUUACUAUGACUGCAAGGCCACACAGCAGGCAGAGGGUUUUGCUCGCAGAGCUCUAGCCAAGAUCAAGGAGCUAAGUGAGCUAGAGGGCAUGAGUUCAGCUGAGGACAUAUCUCAGACUGAACACAUCUUCCGUCAGGCUACCAUCAAGAUGGCAGUUAUGGUGUACAAGAGAACUGUGUUUGAGACUAGGAAGAAACCAAAGGGCCUACUGAGACCAAAGACAAGGGCUAAUCUCAAAGAUGCACAAUAUAUGCCCUGGCCCAGGACUCCUAGUGAGAAACUACUGGUUGAUAUGUUCGAAGGGAGUGCUGCUCAGUUCCUAUGUAUCUUGGAGACACUCUCAGAUAGCAAUAGACGCACCCUGCUUACCUCACCCCCUGCUGCCGAUUCUGAGAUUGAAAUAUUGGAUGUCUAUGCUGAGUUGUUUUUGGCAGCUCAGGAAAUAAUAUCAGGUGGGGGAGGUGCACCUGUUGUUCCCCACCCCCAAGAGAAACCAGGAAAGAUGGUCAACACCCCCACUGCUCCUAGUACAAAUGGUGUUGUGGUUGAUAAGUCUCUUAUAGAAAUGGCAACAGCAGGAGAAGAUGGUGUUCCACUGUCAGCUGUGGUCAAGGUGGUGAAGCUGGCCUUCUGCUUUGAACAAUGGGACACAUUUGAUACACUCAUAGCACUCACGGUCAACUUUAUUAAGGACCUUGAGGACUCAGAGUACAAUACAGAUGAGAAAGCCCUGGAGAUACUUCUGGCCAUGGACAGAGCAGGCUCAGCUAGGAGGCAGAAGAAACACACUGUAGUAGUGGAGGACCCCGUUGACCCUGCAGUCUUACCACCUCCCCCUACUCAAGGUUCUGGUAGAUCAGGCACUGGACUCAAUGAUGACCUCAUACUCCUGGGGGAGACACUGGUCUCUGUGACAACAGGAUCAUUUUCACCUGAUGAGAUGGAUAUGGACAUUAUGGUUGAUGCAGCUUUGUUUCUAUGGAACAAAUGUAAGGCAGUCUUCCAGAAAUACCAGACAGGAUCAGCUGAGAGUGCUAAGUACCUCAACAAAAUGGAAAACCCAAGCAAGUGGGUAUACAUACUUGACAUGGUCCACCAAGUUUUGGGAUGGUGUGGUGUGUCCAGUGUGGACCCAGCACUCACAGCUGAGGUAUCCCUCCGCCUUGGAAUGGUGCUAGAAAGUAGUGCCAUGCUGGAUGCCAAAGAAGAGGCAAAAGUGAAAGAUGCUAAGAAAUCGUCACGAUCUAAUUUAGAUGAUUCUGAAAAAUUAUUCAGUGAGUCAAAGACCACGCUGUCUGAUGCCACCCAGAGUCGUCCAGGCAGUCGUAGUGUUGCAAGUCGCUCCAGUGUUGCAUCAAUCUCAAUGUUGAACCAGUCAGUACGUGACCAACUGAUGCAGUCUAGGGACAUACUAGAGCUGGGAUUGCAGAAUAUCUCAUUUGCAAGGGAGGUUGUCGCAACCACUGAUGGCAAGAGCAUUGCUGAUAUAAGCUGGGUCAAAGAGUUCAACAAGGAGCUAUUUGAACCUGUGAUCCCUAGCACCACCACUGACAUACCUACAGAGAAUGAUGAGCCUGACCAGAUUCCCAAUAUUAUGUCCAACAAUGACUCUGCUGUAUGGAACACAGUGAAAGAUCUCCACCUUGAGCUGAUCUAUAUGUACCACAGGAUUUGCCUGAAACUGGCCAAGAUGGGCCCAGCACCAGGUCUGACCAAGAAACCAAGUGCUCCCAAGCAAACUAAACCAUUCAAGAGAAGAACAUGUUCCAACUUGGAUUUUGCCAGUAAACAAAGUUUGGCUGAGACAUAUGUUGAAACAUUUGAUGAUCUAUCUGAGGCCACCAACAAGAACCAACUAUCCAAGGCCCUGUUGUACACACAGAAGGCCCUCAUGUCUGGCUCACAUGGAGGCCCUACUAGGGAACAGAUUCAGCUCAUUGAGGAUGCCAUGGCAUUCAUCACUAAGGCAUCGACAGAGGAGAGACGGCUUUACCUUGACAACAAGAUCAAAGCUGAUCUGACCCCAGUUGAGGGUAAAGUUCCCCCUGCUCCCCAGCUCCUUAGUAGGACAGAAAGGACUAUGGUCUUCAGGCCCACACCCUUUCAACCAUCUACUGGGGAAAAGGUUGCGUGGUACAGGUUAUUUGCUAGAAGUGCCGCAGGAAGCAAUGUGAAAGUGAGGCUGAAUGACUACCAUCUGCAGGGCACUGGGGAGGAGAUACCUUCGUUCAGGUCUGAGAUCCGUGUGUCUGGUUUGACCCCUCAUGAACGUUACAUAUUUGCCGUGGCUGCGUACACUGAGGAGGGAGCUCUGAUAGGUGGCAGCAUAGGAGAGUCUAGUAAACCAAUCCUUGCGUCCCACCCACUUCCUAUACUCAUGGCAUGGGCAUAUGUGGCUCAGACUGCCUAUCAGGUGGGUGUAUACAAUAAGGCUAGGGAGGCAUGCAGGGUUCUCUGGGAUCAUUUUGUAGCUGAACCACCUCCACCCCAGGGAGUCACAUACACCACAGACAACAACAAUGACUUCAAGCUUAUUCUGCAUAGGCUUAACAAGAAGGUUGUCAGCAUGGCAUCGCCAGUCCUCCUCAGGAUGUUCCUGACCAGUGUUUUCAUACAUGUGGAUGUCAAUGUGAAGGAACAAGCUUUGUAUUGUGACUCACUUUGUGAUAAAGGACCACUUUAUAAGGGGCAGAUUGAGAGGCUUCACCAGUGUGAGAAGUUACUAGUUGCUGUUGAAUUGUGUGGCUGGCUGAAUGAGGGCAAUCUAGCUCUACAAGCUGUUGUACAGUGCUAUGGCUUGGUAUCCCCAAUCAUCCACUACAAAAUACCAUCUGUACCAGUCAUACAGGUUCUAGAAAGAUGUCAGGCUAUUCUACAGGAAAUCCCCACUGGUCUUAGGCAGAAGAGGGUUGGAAGUAUCAGUGAUAGCCUACACCAUAUGACUGCCUGCCUCACCUACCAUAUGGCCAAGGUUAUAAGAACAUGGGGGCAGCGUAACCUAGCCAACAACCUAAAUGAUGUUGGACGCAAACUUCUUGCUGUGGAUGACAAGGAGAAAAAUGCUGAGGGUGACUCUGGGAAAGACCCCUUAGCCACAAUAGAUCAAACUGAAACAGGAUCAUUGACUCUCACUGCCUUGAAAAAGAAAGGUGCAAAGAAAGGAUUACCUGUUGAGAAAGAGAAGGAACCUGAUGGUCCUGUGAAUGAAGAGCUCAAGGCACUGGAAGCCCAUAUGCUGAAACUAUCAAAGCAAGCCCAAAGUGAACAUGCAUUGACUGGCAAUGAGGACCCAAGUAUACUACAUGCCUAUAUAGCCUACUUACCCAGUAGAUUGGCCUAUAAAGAAAUUCUAAAGUUCAAGCGUCGUACCCGCUACCUGGAGUUCUUUGUGCAGGUGAUAGAGAAGGCCUUGGCAGAGGGACUGGCUGACUAUGCCAUUGAUUGGUGCCAAGACACAUUCAGUUGGCUUAAUAAGCGUAAUGAGCAGAUUAUUGGCAGCAAGGCUGUAGUGAACAAACAACCAGGUGUUAUGGCUAUAGCAGGUGAUGACCCUAAGAAAUACGCUGCUGCUAUGAUGGAGUACAACAAGGAAAAGAAGGAUAGUCCUCGCACAAAGUAUGCUGCUGCACAGAGAGCUGGUACCAAGAAAAAGAAACCACAGAAAUACAAGCUAUUGCAUUCCAACUCCAACAUGACAGAGCAGCAGAAAGAACAGCAAGAACAAUUAGAGUUGAAAGCUAUUGAAGUACUGGCUCGACUCCUCCCAGAGCUGUAUAGAGGCAUUCAGAGGAAGUGCAAACUGCGUAAGGUCUGUGUGGAGGAAUUGCCCUGGAGAUGCCAGCUGAACAUAUUGCUGGGUUUGAGCCAUUUUGGUGUCUUUUUGCAAAAGUUGGAGGUUCGUGAGAAGGUGAUUGGGAACUCUGCAAAUAGUACAUACAGGACUACAUUUUUGGACCAAGAAUGGUUCACAUUUGAGAAUGCAGGGACCCUUGUUGUGGGCUGGGAGGGUGGUCCUCCACGCCUGGCCACCAGGGAUGGGUAUCCCAGCGACCACAGAGGAAAGGGGAGCCAGGAUAGACCAAAGACAGGCAUUGAGAUUGCAGCUGCUGCUGCAACAGGUCACCCCCCUCCUCCAAUGUUUGCUAUCCCAGAGGAGGAAGAAGACACCCCCAGGACAUACCGAUCUGACCGUGGGGACAGUAAGGUGCCUAAUGAGGUACCAAAAGAGCUGGUGACCACCAGGGAAACUAUUGAGGCCCUUACAAAGACCUUUGACUUUUUCAGAAGAGCUGUGGUUCUCUCUCACAGAGGCCAACAUUGGACAUUGCUACAGAAUGCAUGUAGGUCUCUGUGGAAUGUGGUCCAUACAGCUCUGCUGCGUGCCUUCUCAGACACAUCUAACGCUAACCUGAUCACAGUGGAGGAACUGAGGGAACUUGUAUGGUUGCCAUGCUACACAGCAGCAGAUUGCCUGCUUGAUUGCCUCUAUGAACUGCAGAUUGACAUCACUAAACAAGCUGCAAAGAACAAGAAUGGAGAGAGGCCAGUUGUUGCUGACACCUGGUCAGGUGACAUAACAACAGAGAAAGGUGGCGCUAGUUUGAAAUUUGAAGACCCCUUGGAUGAUAUAAGUCUGGUUGAUACACGCUGGGUGCGUAGAAUCACCCUGAGAGUCAUAGAGAUGCUGUAUUAUGAGAAGAAAUGGGAACACUUGGUAGAUUUGGCAUUUAGGUUCAAUGCACUUACUAGUGACCGUUAUGUUGAGCAAGUGAACCCAUUGGUAAUCAAGGCCCAGAGAGAGUUACUGGUGAGAGUGAGCCAGGAAGGAGGCCAUGUGCCACCACAGCCUCACUUUGUUAGUGCUGAGCGUGAGCUUGGAGAGAAGAUCAGCGCUAAGGAGUAUCUUGGGCUACAGCUAACAGUUGAUGUGUCAGCUGAAAACUUACCAGCCAUUGAUGCUGGGGCUCAUAUAGACCCUGAUGGUCAUGAUAUAUACUCAGGUGGUGUCCAUGCUCUGCGUAACAUCAUGGUUCCCUUAGAUGUGAACUACACCCUCCAGGCACUGAGGACAGCACUAGAUACCUCACAGUACAACUCUAGAGCCCUGCAGCACUCAAGGAAGCUACUCAUGCUGUACCUAUCUGGACGACAAAACACUUCAGAUGGAAUUAGUCGAGGUCCAUCGAGGGUUGAGUUUAGGGCCAACACUGCCCACCCCCAACCCAUCAUGCCUCCAGACCUGCGCAAACAGGAGUUCCACUCAGUUGAUGACAUACAGACUUCCCCCAUGCCUGCCUCCCAAGUUGGAGUUGUUAUCUCGUCAUACAAUAAAUCAAUUGAGAUGCUGACAGCCAAGAACCAGAAGGGUCUGAGCAGUCAGGCUCUACAUGAACUAGGCAAUCUGCAGUACCACAUAGGCAAUGUGAAGGCUGCCUACAAGAGUUGGUCGGUUGCUCUGGAUGUGAUCCUUGGUAUAACAGAUGCCAUUCACACUUGGAGAGGCCACUUCAACACAGAUGAGGACAUUGCCUCGCAGCUUCUCAACAAAUGUGGACUGUGGGGAUGUGUACUAGGUGGAGUGUUGGCCUCUAACAUAUCACAAUAUGUCAUCACUUCUAAUCUAGGACUGAGAAUGGAUUGCUGUUUUCUCUCUGGAUUCUUUUUCAAGGCGCUAUUUAGAUCAUCUCUGCCCCACCCCCGUGCAGAUCGUGACUAUGCCUUGUAUGACAUAGGGGAGGGCUGUGAGGUGACAAAUCUUGUCCCUGGGGUGGAUCUGCUCUCAGACAGGUUCAGAGUUGAUGGCAGGACCCUCGUCUCUGCUUUACGCUGGGUCACUGAGGAACUUGCUCGUGGCAAGCACAAUCUUUUUGUAUUGCCAUUGUUGACUCUCUACAACUACUUUACAACAUUUGUAUGCAGAGACAUACAGCGUGCUGUAGAUGGUAGGAUCUUAAGGGUCCGUACACUGACUGAUCUCUGUCUUUUUUCUGAGGCCUUCAUUACUCUUCAGAGACUUUUGUAUGGAGAGCGUCUUCCCCACACAGCUGACAGUAACUUCAGGCAGGUGGAGUCGAAGAUGCCAUCAACAAAAUUCAACACUUCUAAGCCAAUCAUGGAUGUUGCAAAUCUCAAGGUUUUGGAAAAUGUGAUAGAGAAGCGUCUAUCAUCAAACUUGAGCACCUUAUAUGGUCCUCACCUGACCUGUCACCUAUCUUUAGUUCACGCCCACUUGCUGGUUGCCCUAUCAAACACAAUGCCUGUUCUGCCGCACUUUGAACACCUCAUGGGUCCUGAGGGUCCUAGAGUCCCCCACACUCUGCCUUCUAUGUCUAAAGGAGGUGGUAAAGGUCCCAAGAUGUCAGGAUCCUCCAGCAUGACUGGCCAAUCUUCACGCACUGACAACUAUGGAGAUGUUUCCCAAACACCAUCUGUAGCUAGUAGCCAAGGGUUUUCACCACCGAACAGAGAUGAUGAUACAGAUACAGGUAUGAGUGCCUCCCAGGCAACAAUGCCAUUCACAAGUGGUAAGAAGACUGUUGAUCAGGAGUUCAUUAAGGGGACUCUACUAGGAGUGGCUGAUCAGAUGUUAACUGCACUCUCUGAGAUCCUCCUGGAGACUGCUGAGUAUGAUGGCGGAGUUGUUGAAGACCUUACAGCAGCUGAGUUAGAGCUAGUGGUCCUUUGUAAGCAGGAACUGUCCAGCAUUGCCACCCAGCGCCACCACUCAGCCAUGGCCUCACGAUCUGUACUCGCAGCCUUGAAGCUCUUGCAGAGCUCAAGACUCUUCACCAAACAAUCAGCAUCUCAAGUCAAAAUGACCUUGGGUGGAGAGCCCUUAUUCAAAUCUGAGUCUUCUGUACGUAUCACCCAAUCAGAAAACAUCCAGUUUGCCUACCAAAAUUUCCAGAGUCGUUCUCGUCUUGACGCACGUCUCUGGCUCGACUGUCGUCUGGCCCUUGUCAAAAGCAUGCUGGGAGAGGUGAAAGGCAUGGGAGAUAUAAAAGGGCAUGACAAGGGAGUUGGCGAGGAGCUGGCUGAGUGUAGGACAUAUAUAGCUGAAGGUAUAGCAGAGUCUGAGGGAUGUGGGGACGUAGAGAUGCAGUGUGAGUUCCUUAUGCAAGGUGUUCACUUGGAGAUCAUGGAAGGCAUCAGGGUUGAGCUCAUCAUUGAGAGCCUACAGGAAAUAUUAGAAUUGGUCGAAAAGGCGACGAGUCCUGCUCAGUCCACGCAGUUGCUCCAUGCUCUUGCACUCGUACAUCUAACUGAUCUGAUUGGUGCAUCUGGAUUACAUGACCCAGACAAGGAAACAACGGAAGUGACAUUACCCUCAUAUGUCAAGGCUCAAAUGCUGCUACUUUCUCAGAUGGAAGAUUUGGGUGAGAAGAUAACACAUCGCUACCCAGUUGGUGCGAAUCUUCACUUCUCUACACCAGAGAGCCCUCUAUUGAACGUUUAUAUCCCUCAGCUGCUCCAUCUGGUGGAGGUUAAAUUGAGAAUUGGCCACGCCAUGGCACGUAAUGCCACUAGGUCCAUCAAACGCAGUUGGUUAACCAUGUCACGUCAUGGCACUCAGAUGUCUAACAUGGCAGAUGAUCCUAACAACCAAGGGAUGCCAGAUGAACGGUCUGCUAGGACAGCAGCGGAAUUCUGGAUGGUGCCACUUGGGGUGCUGAUGUCAGGAUAUGAGCUGAGUCGGGCCAGUGCUACAAGGAUAGCAUCAUUGGAGGCAGAGAUACUACUCAAUAUAGGAAAACUUCAGAGACAGCUUUCCCAGAUUGGUCGAUUCAACUCCCGCAUGGCUGUUAACACCCUGAUUGAGGCAAUCAAGACAACUUACAUAAACGACCAUGACCUUGGUAUUAUUCGUCAAGCUUACUUGGAGAUUGCCCUGAUUUACCUGGCUAGCAGUGGGGUGGUUAACAUGAAGGAAGGAACAUUUGUCGAGUCCAUGUCUGAUUCCGACCAUGAGGAGAGUGAGCGUCAACGACGUAAAGGUCGCAAGAAGAAAUGGGUGUCUAAAGACAAGAAAAUGUCGAAAAAGGACAUGGAGAAUAUCAAAAAGCAGAAGAAACUUGUUCAAGAAAGUGAUAUAUCAAUGGAAAGGAAUGCUGCAUAUGUGGCACUCAGAUGUGCAGCAGCUGUAUGUAAUGCACAGCGGGAACGUGUCCUCCUAUUGGGUGAUGCAAAUGUGAUGUCACAAACCCCCAAAGAGAAGAGUCAAGCCGACAUGCCAGAGUUUGCCAUAUUGGAUUUGGUUAGCUCAUAUGUAUUUGGAAUUAAGAAGAAGAUAUACAAGAAUGACAUUGAGGAGGAAAUGGCACCAUUGAUUGAGAGCUUGGAGCCUAAACAUGUUGAGACAUAUGAUGAGCAGGUUCACAAAGCUAAGCUCCUUGCCUGUGAUAUAAGUUGGAUUCACUUGCUUGGAUACCAAGCCAUCCUGCAGAGAUUGGGCAGCACAGGUGCACUGUCCACCAAGCCAGAGACGAAACCAGAUGAUGAGAACCACUCUCUUGGACCAGAGUUUGACAUGGGAUUCUUCAGCCACAUGCAGUUUGACACAAGCCUCAAUCACAAUGUUGUGAGAUCUCUUGCGAUUGGUCCAAUGUGGAGCAUCCGAUUAGCCCAGAUGCACAAAUAUUUGACGUCUAAUCUGACCACGUAUGCCGUGAACUGCACAGCUAUUUACCCUCCUAGUGCCAUACAGCUUGGAAUGGGAGUGGAGACCCCUUGGACUGCAGAGAUUAAACCGGUGUCUUCAAGUUACCAGGCAAACUUGGUGUUUGCCUCAGACCCCGAACACAGCAAACAUUUACCUGACUCCUCAGUGCCCCCUGGUUCUCACCCUGAAGCAUACAAACCUAACGACAAAGCUAUUGUUGGACAGACAGAGGCAGAUCUGACCACUCAGUGGUACCAGCCUAGCCUGGAGGAACACUUUAUGCCAGCCACAACUGUGUCAGGGAAGAAAGACAAGAGAGUCAUGUUGAUCUACUCCAUGACUAGAAAGACAGGGACAUUCCACAGUGCCAUGCAAUGGGUGUCUCUGAGCCAGCUCACUGAUUUACAUGAUAGGCUUUCUGUUCUGAGACAGAGGGGAGAGAUAUCUCUGGGGGAUAAGAAGACAAAGGAGUCAGUUGCUUCAACCCCAGCUGCUCCAACCAACACUAAGGGCAAGAAACAACGCAUCAAGGCAUUGUCUCCUAAAAUAAAGAAAGAUGACCAUCUAGAGUGGUUGCUAAGACAAUGUCUGACUGAUGCACAAGGAUUGUUUGGAGUUGUGCCAGAGGAAGAGCAACCAGCUCUCAUUGAGAUACCCUUUGAUGUCAACAAGACCAACAUCCUUAACUUUGAGAAAUUAUUUGACCCAUGCUACGGUCACGCCAUCAAAUCAGGCAAGAUGCUGGACUGGUUAAGUAAACUUUUCCCAUGAUGCAACACAAAUACCCACAGUAUAUCUGUGAUAGACAUUUACUAUGACUGCAGUCAUAACGACAGUAUUUAGUUGAAAAAACAAUGUGUGAUAUAGGACAUCAGCUAUUCAGCCUACUGAUAAUUUUUGGUGUAUCAUUUAUAGUGAAGUGAUAUUUGAACAGUGAUAUGUUGUAUUCCGUCCAUACAAUUUAAGAGUUUAUAGCAACGAGUCUAAUAGUGUUUACAGCAUACUGUUGAGAACUUGAUAUAUACUUUAGCGAUUAUGUUUAUACAAUACUCCGUCCAGAAAUAUUUAUUCAGUCACAUUUUAGCCUGUUUUAUUGUACAAUCAUCAUUCUUAUAUAUAACUUAUAAUAUAUUCUUCUAUAUAACUGUUGUAUUGUGUUUGUUAAACAGUCAUAAUCUUGUAUCAAAAUAUUUUGAAAUAAAUUGUUUGAAUAUAGUUUCAGUAAAAUGUGCUUGUUAGAUAAAACAUUAAAAUGCUAAAACAUGAAGCAUGUAUUGGUGAAUUGUUGAAAUCGUUUUGAAAAUACUGUUUCCCAUAAAAUGUUGACAACAGUAUUUGA
This is a messenger RNA of Owenia fusiformis, 11009 nucleotides long. Lineage: Eukaryota; Metazoa; Annelida; Polychaeta; Sabellida; Oweniidae. The record is from the annotation of a GenBank genome assembly.